GCGGGCGGCCCUCGGCGGGCGGAGCGGUGGGGUCAAGGGGCGGUGUUGACCUCCCGCCUGUAGCAACGCCAUGGCGGCCUGUGCCUUUCGCAGGAGCAUCGCCCGCCAGCUCUCUGAAGUUUUGGAUUUGCCGCCGGAGAACUUAAUAAAGUCCAUCUCUGCGGUUCCUGUCUCUAGAAAACGGCGUAAUGCUGAUUUCCAGCUUUCCAUUGCUUCCAUAGAAGAAGGCAGUUCUAGAGAUUACAUGGCACAAGAUCUUCAGCUUCGAGCUCAGAAGCUAGCUGAGAAGCUAAAAUGUGAUGCUGUAGUGAGUGAAAUCAGCACUGGUCCAGGAACAGUAAACUUUACAAUAAACAGGGAAUUGCUAGCAAAGACUGUUCUGCAGCAGGUGCAGAAAGAUGGCACACAAUAUGGAACAAAAAGUGAACUUUUCUCUACUGUGCCUAAACAAAAGGCAGUGGUUGAGUUCAGCUCCCCUAAUAUUGCCAAAAAGUUUCACAUAGGACACUUGCGUUCCACAAUCAUAGGAAAUUUUAUAGCAAAUCUCAAAGCUGCACUGGGACAUGAAGUAACAAGAAUCAAUUACCUUGGUGACUGGGGCAUGCAGUUCGGAUUACUAGGCGUGGGUUUCCAACAGUUUGGUGAGAAAGAAAAGCUGAAAUCCAGUCCUUUACAGCACCUUUUUGAGGUGUAUGUGCAGAUUAACAAAGCAGCAGCAGAUGAAAACACAAAAAAGCUGGCCAAGGAUUUCUUUAGAAAGCUGGAGGAGCAUGAUGAGCAGGCAUUGUCACUUUGGAAAGAAUUUAGAGACUUCAGUAUUAAAGAAUACACCCGAAUUUAUAAGCGUCUAGGAGUGCACUUUGAUGAGUAUUCUGGAGAAUCAUUUUAUCAAGAGAAAUCCCGUGAAGUUCUGAAGAUGUUGGAAGAUAAAGGGCUCCUUCAGAAAACAACAAAAGGAACCAGAGUUGUGGAUCUUUCAGAAAAGAAAGACCUCUCAUCACUUUCCACAGUCAGUCGUAGUGAUGGGACAUCUCUUUAUAUAACAAGAGACCUCGCUGCUGCCAUAGAUCGAAUGAAUAAGUAUAACUGGGAUACUAUGAUUUAUGUGACAGACAGAAACCAAAGCAGUCACUUUCAACACUUGUUCCAAAUACUGAAGCUCAUGGGUUAUGACUGGGUAGAAAGGUGCCAGCACGUGUCCUUUGGGCUAGUCCAAGGGAUGAAGACUCGGAAAGGAGAAGUUGUUUUCCUGGAAGACGUUUUAGAUGAAGUUCGAUCGAGGAUGUUAGAAAACAUGGCUUCUGCAAAAACAACCAAAGAGGUAGAAGACCCUAUGGAGACAGCAGAGAAGGUUGGUCUUGCAGCACUAAUAAUUCAGGACUUCCGAGGCCUCCUCUCAUCUGACUAUCAGUUCAGCUGGGAUCGAGCUCUUCAAAGUCGUGGAGAUACAGGCGUGUUCUUGCAGUACACCCAUGCCAGACUCCACAGUUUAGAACGGAUGCAUGGGAAUGAGCCAGUAACUGAUGUUAAUGUGGCAUGCUUGCAAGAGCCAGAUGCAAUCUCUCUUCUUCAGCAUCUUCUCAGGUAUGAUGAGGUCCUAUACAGAUCCUCUCAGGAUCUGCAACCCAAGCACAUAGUCAGCUACCUCCUCACACUUAGCCAUCUUGCAGCUGUGGCACAUCAAACUCUUCCUGUGAAAGGCAGCACACCUGCACUAGCCCAGGCAAGGCUCUGUCUCUUUCAAGCCACACGCUCCGUUCUAGCCAAUGGAAUGAAGCUUCUUGGCAUUACACCUGUAACUCGAAUGUAAUGAGGCUGUAUGCUGUAUGUGGCUUCAUAAAGGUUAUUUUUCAAGAGAAUACUUUCCCGUGAGUCACUGCUAAUGGUCUCAGGUGUCUGUACUGCAGAAAAGCACAUACACUGCAACCGUUUGAGGUAGGCAGUGGUUGUCAUAAUUACUUUUUCCCAUACAGUAGUAGUGCAUUUAAGACACUAGGGUGGGGUAGUUCCCAUAAAAGACAACUGUUCUGUAUUUACCUUUGUACAUGUAAUGCAUCCUUUUAGUAGAGGAAGUAGUAUUACACUGUACUGCCCUAAGCAAUGGAAGUUCUCCCCUUCUGCAGUUGUUGCCAUUGUGUGCGUAAGCCUCAUGGUAGGAGGGGUGCAGCUGCACCAGGGAUUGUAACAGACCCAAUUAAUCAGAUAUUUUCAUGUUGUAUUGCAUUCCCCCUUCACCACAUCUGUCCAGUCCUGUUCCUCUGUUACACUCACCUAAUGACUGAGGUGGAGAUGGGUUUGCUAUGCAGCUGGUGGAGAGGAAAUCAGUGCUCUCUCUUCACAAUCAGAGGGGGUAAAUACUGCUUGGCAAUGCCAGAGCACAGUGUGGCUGCAGGGAGCUGGAACAUCACACCAAAAUCAGUGCAGCUGGCUGCUCCAGCCUCUGAAAUGCCAGGCAGCACCCACUGCCACCAAAGGGUCUGACAUACCUGAGUGGUACUUUGGCGAUGUGCUCUAUCACAAAUGCACAGACCAGUCAGCAGAAGGCAGAGAGGAACACUGGAACCUCUCUCAUUGGAACAGAACUUAAGUAUCUUGGUUAUUGCUGUGUUGAAUGUGCCCCACAUUGAAGUAAAACUCAGCCAGUUAGCUUAGGUCUGAAGGAAUUUAAACAAGAUAUAAAUCUGAUCAGGUUUUUGCCUUCACUUUCAAUUUCAACAAGUUUUUCCCUAAACACAGCUAACAUUUUCAGGAAGGGUUGAGCAGAGUGAGGCAUCAGGGAGGGUUGGAAUGAUACAGCUGGCGCUCUCAAAUUAAAGUCAAAGCAUAACAUGCACUACAGGAACUGUUUUCAAGCACCACUUUGUUAUGCAAAAAGAGUUUGGAGAAAAAGUGCACAGAUCAUCUUCCAGUCUGACACCUCAUACUCAAAUGCAGAAAAGAAAAAAGCAUUACAAAUCAUCCUAAGAACACAAGUGAAGUACUUUGUUCAUAUGAUACAUAUUACCUAGAAGAGAAACCUCUCCUGUGACUAAUCACAGCUGCCAAAUGGUUUAAGAAAAAAUGCUGGCAGUAAUUGCUCUUUUUAAAAGGGUUUUUUUUUUUUU
Lagopus muta (rock ptarmigan) is the source of this 3104-nucleotide messenger RNA. It is a transcript of the gene RARS2, whose product is annotated as arginyl-tRNA synthetase 2, mitochondrial. The coding region runs from base 71 to 1810 and encodes 579 amino acids. The transcript has 20 exons. Lineage: Eukaryota; Metazoa; Chordata; Aves; Galliformes; Phasianidae. Gene Ontology annotation, molecular function: arginine-tRNA ligase activity; ATP binding. Gene Ontology annotation, biological process: arginyl-tRNA aminoacylation; mitochondrial translation. Gene Ontology annotation, cellular component: mitochondrion; cytoplasm. The record is from RefSeq and is a predicted model, not a curated record.